ACUAAUUAAUAUCUAUACUCCCGUUAUUCAUAAAUGAAACCCAACCUAUUUGAAUUGUCCUGCUUUUAUAUAUUUUGUAUUGUUGCAACAUUUUUAUUGUGGAAUUGCCUGAACGUAUCCACAAAAUUUAGUACGGGCAGAUGGCAACUUGUUCUUUUGAUUAAUGCUAUGAGCGUUAGAGUUACAGCUCAUGAAAACAUUUUGGAAAAUCAAUAAACACAUGCUGCAUUGUUGCAAAUGAUUGUUACCAGUAUGAAUGCUGAAAUGGAAUAAAGAUCAAUCUUGGAAGUUCUUUAAUAGGCAACGGACACUGUCUUAUCAGAGAUACAUUAUAUUUAAUCAAACAUGGCCAAUCCUAUAAUGUAUGACAUUGAAAAAUCUUGACAUAAACUGUGAUAAGAAUUCUACUUGUAAAAAAAAACUAUUUUCAUUCUGUGAUCAGCAAUAACCAGAUAAUAAUAUGCCAAACUGCUGUUGGUAGCUUUAAGGGGGAAAUGCCUCAAUAGUAAAGACGCCUCCCCACCCCCAGGACUUUACGAAGACUUCAGAACCAGAAGCUGCAAAGAAAAGAAAGCAGACGCUGAGGUUAUGUUUCUAAAAAUACAGACCACAGGACUCAAAUGAAGAGUGAAAAUCAAACUGUGAGUCCAGAAUUUUACUUCCAACCAUUCACAACCAUCCCAGAGAUGAAAUGGUUGAUCUUCUGGACUUUGCUGAUUCUCUACUUGCUCAGCCUAUUCGGGAAUGCGUCCGUUGUUUUCGUCAUUUACACUGCAAGUUCUCUCCAUACCCCAAUGUAUUUUUUCUUGGCUAACCUGGCAUUUCUGGAGAUCGCCUACUCUUGUACCAUUGCCCCCUUAACUUUGGCUCAUCUUGCUUCAGUGAGAAAGGUUGCCAUUUCUUUGGGUGGGUGUGGCACCCAGCUCUUUUUCUUUACCUUGCUGGGGGGCUCAGAUUGUGUCCUGCUGGCUAUCAUGGCUUAUGAUCGAUGCAUGGCAAUUUGCCGCCCAUUAAACUACCCUCUCAUUAUGACCUGGAGAAUGUGUGUGAAUCUUGUAGUUGGGGCAUGGGCCACGAGUGGGUUUCUUGGUUUCCAGCUGAGUCUCCUCAUACUAACCCUGCCUUUCUGUGGCAAUAUAAUCACUAAUUUUUUCUGCGAUUUUCCUGCUCUAAUGAAACUGACAUGUGGAAACAUCCAUGCCCAGCAAAAUAUCCUUUUUAUUACAAGUAUGAUUCUCUUGACUUUUCCCUUCAUAGUAAUCAGCAUGUCCUAUGCCUUUAUCACAAUGGCCAUCAUACGCAUCCCUUCUGCCUUGGGGCGUCAACGAGCUUUCUCUACUUGUUCCUCCCAUUUAAUGGUUGUCCUUAUGCAGUAUAGCUGUAGCAGUUUAAUAUACCUGUGCCCUACUUCCAGCUUCUCAGGGGUGCAAAUUCGGAUGGUGUCUGUCUUCUACACUUUCAUCACACCUGUAUUAAACCCCCUGAUCUACAGCAUGAGGAGCAAAGAGUUAAAAGAGGCAAUGAAUAAGUCCUUGAGAAGAAUAAUACUGCCUCAGAAGAAAUGAGACAAUUCUGUCAAUAAGGGAGAAAACACUCACCAACUAUAAUAAAAAUAUGGUGGGAUCAAGAAGACAAGAAACUGAUGGAUGGGUAGACUAUCUGCAUGCUUACAACUUCUGUAUAUUAUCAUAAUCUUUGCAGAGCCCAAUGUCUGAAAUUCUUUCCAACUCCUUUAUUGGCAGUAGACAUAGAAGGUCCCUGUGCUCUAUGGAAUAUACAGUAAUAAUGUACAUAUAUGUGUGUGCUACACGCACACAAACUUUCUCCCAAAAGCCAACUGAGCUGCAUAUGAGGCUUCUGAGUACAUGUGCAUAUGUGUAUGAGAAAGAAAACCUGGGUCCAUAUAUGUGUUUUUUUAAAAAUAUGUUUUAUUAAUUUUUUAACAUAGUCACCUUAAUAUUCGG
Molecule: messenger RNA, 1964 nt
Organism: Crotalus tigris (Tiger rattlesnake)
Lineage: Eukaryota; Metazoa; Chordata; Lepidosauria; Squamata; Viperidae
Product: olfactory receptor 10V1-like
Exons: 2
Coding region: 621-1565 (314 amino acids)
Biological process (GO): G protein-coupled receptor signaling pathway
Cellular component (GO): membrane
Molecular function (GO): G protein-coupled receptor activity; olfactory receptor activity
Source: RefSeq, a predicted model, not a curated record